GGAUUGCUUUUUUGUUUAGUGGUUAUUAAUUAAAUUAUCUCGCUAUAGCGCAGUAGUUCGGACAUUAUGAAGCUAAAGGGUAGAGAUAAUGGGCAGCCUGAGGAAUGCGGGGUCUGGCUGGACACCUCAGAAUUAAAGCGGAAGCCACAACAGCAGACUUUACUGCGAAACACAUCCUCUAUCAGAUUUCAUCCAUUCGCAAAGAGAAAAACGAUUGACUCAAUUCUGCUUGAGUUUACCCAAACUCCAGCGCCUCCGACUUGUACAAAGCAGACUUCUAUGAUUUCCUUCUUCACACCAGCUGAUAAAAAGAAUGGUCUAAAUAAAGUACAGCACUCAGAUCCCAGUACUGCCAUAAAAGAAGCACUUGAAUUUGGUGUGAAAAGCAACAACACAACAAUAAUUAAUGAUGUUCACAAGACAUGUCAAGUCAAAUCUGGAUCCCCUAAAAGUGUGAAGGAUGCAUGUAAAUUAAUGGAGCACCAGGAGCCCCUUGAGUCCUACAACAAACAAAGGAAUAAGCAGACGGAAAAUAAAAAAGGACAGCAUGAAACUGUUUGUACUCUGGAAGAAAUGGGUUCAUUUCAAACAAACACUGACAUUGAAAGCAAGGAAAAUCUGCCACCUUCCAGUGACUACUGGGACUUGUCCCACAGAACAGAAAAGAUACAUCCUUAUCGCAUAGUGUCAGACUCCACAGGGGGUACUUUGUGUCAGGAGAAAGAGCUUUCUAGUAUGCAGGAGAAUCUUAAUAGCUCUUUAUUGAACAGUCAGCUCUUCACUCAAGAUAGUCAGGGCAACAAGGUCAUCUGUCACAGACCUGCAAAGAAAAACAGGUGUAGCCGCACUCUACGUCUGCAGGACUUGACAAAUGAUAUGUGUGUCUUAGCUGGACCACCAAGUACUUCCCAGCCACACCUGUGUGAGGAUUCUUUCAGGAGGACUGACACACAGCAAGACGUCUCACUACAGAGCAUGUUUACACAAGAUUCUGAAGGGAACGUGGUUAUAAAGCAUUGA
Messenger RNA from Bombina bombina (fire-bellied toad), 1020 nucleotides. RefSeq names its product aurora kinase A and ninein interacting protein (gene AUNIP). Lineage: Eukaryota; Metazoa; Chordata; Amphibia; Anura; Bombinatoridae. Gene Ontology annotation, cellular component: centrosome; spindle pole. Bases 67 to 1020 code for a protein of 317 amino acids. Gene Ontology annotation, biological process: spindle organization. The transcript is spliced from 4 exons. The record is from RefSeq and is a predicted model, not a curated record.